Molecule: messenger RNA, 2329 nt
Organism: Magnolia sinica
Lineage: Eukaryota; Viridiplantae; Streptophyta; Magnoliopsida; Magnoliales; Magnoliaceae
Product: protein MID1-COMPLEMENTING ACTIVITY 1
Exons: 7
Coding region: 681-1949 (422 amino acids)
Biological process (GO): cell surface receptor signaling pathway
Source: RefSeq, a predicted model, not a curated record
AGAGCAGCCAAAAAAAACACCACACCGAUUGAGAGAGAGAGAGAGACCUCAAAACCUCCAAAACUCUCUCACUCACUCCAGGACCAAAACUUGCUUCCAGAAAUCCACACCCAGCUUUUCACGCAAAGCAAUGCCUGAAAUUCACAGAAAUCAAAGCCAAACCUCUCUUUUGUACCGACUAUCUCUCUCUUAUAAGAGAUAAUGGAAAUGCUUCUUCUCCACAGAAAAUAAGAACCUCACAUGAAAUAAAAAGGAAAAAAGAAUACCAGAAACAGAGAAAUCAAAUCCACUCCCUUUUCCCUCCUAUCAGCGGAUUCUCCGUCCCUUUUCCAGCCAAUCGUUUUGUUUUCAGUUGUUUCUUUUUCCUUAUAAAUGCAAAUGCCAGGAAGAGAUACGGAAGUUUCUAGAGCUUUUUAGCAACCGGAGAUGAGAAUGCUGAAAUGAUUUUAUCCGGCGAAAAAAUUUGAUUCUGUAAAAGAUCUGAGAAUGAGAGCUCUGGAUCUUGCUGCGAUUUGGAGAUCACCGCAAAUGGACGCUCGAUCUCUCUGUAAAUUGCGUUUUUAAUUUGCAUGGCGGCUUCCACUUGUUCCGCGGGAGAUAUCGGCAAAAAAUCUGGUUUUGGAAAUUGAGGUCUUCGUUGAGAGAGAGAGAGAGAGAGAGAGAGAGAGAGAGAGAGAGAGAUGGCGGCAUCUUGGGACCAGCUAGGGGAGAUUGCGAACAUCGCACAGCUCACAGGAUUUGAUGCGGUCCGUUUGAUUGGGAUGAUCGUGAAGGCAGCGAGCACGGCCCGCUUGCACAAGAAGAACUGCAGGCAGUUCGCACAGCAUCUGAAGCUGAUAGGGAACUUGCUGGAGCAGCUCAAGAUCUCGGAGCUGAAGAAGUAUCCGGAGACGCGGGAGCCGCUGGAGCAGCUUGAGGAUGCACUGCGGCGGUCCUACAUCCUGGUGAACAGUUGCCAGGAUAGGAGCUAUCUUUAUCUGCUGGCGAUGGGGUGGAACAUUGUGUACCAGUUCCGCAAGGCCCAGGGUGAGAUCGAUCGGUAUCUAAGGAUUGUGCCGCUCAUCACUCUUGUCGAUAAUGCCAGGGUCAAGGAACGACUACAAGAUAUUGAAAGGGAUCAGCGUGAGUACACUUUGGAUGAGGAGGACAGAAAAGUGCAAGAUGCAAUUUUAAAGCCCGAUCCCUCAAAAAAUGACGCAAUGAUGCUGAAAAAGACUCUAUCUUGUUCUUACCCAAACUUGGCAUUUGAUGAAGCCCUCCAGAAAGAAAAUGAGAAGCUCCAGGUAGAACUACAAAUGUCUCAAGCUAAUAUGGACGUCGGUCAAUGUCAAGUGAUUCAACAUUUGAUUGACGUCACAGAAAAUGCAGCAAGUUCUCUACCAGAGAAGACUUCACACAAAAAUUCACAGAAAUUAGAGCCCAAUUAUUCUUAUGCCAAUAGUGAUAAUGGGCAUUCUGCCGAUGAAAGCUAUGUUAGGCAACACUCUGAUACUCGUACAGCUUCAAGACAUGAUUCUUCAGUUUCAUCAGGUCAUGAUCUGAUAUCCAGUAGAGGAUCACACCGACAUGAAGAGUGGCAUUCAGAUUUACUCAGUUGCUGUUCAGAACCUUAUUUAUGUAUGAAGACUUUCUUCUACCCUUGUGGGACAUUUUCAAAGAUAGCUACAGUGGCCACUAACAGGCAUAUUUCUUCAGGAGACGCAUGCAAUGAACUGAUGGCAUAUUCGCUGAUAUUGUCAUGCUGUUGCUAUACUUGCUGUGUCAGAAGAAAGCUCCGAAAGAUUCUGAACAUCACGGGAGGUUUUUGUGAUGAUUUCCUCUCGCAUCUGUUGUGCUGCUGCUGUGCGCUUGUCCAGGAGUGGCGGGAAGUGGAGAUUCGUGGAGUUUACGGCCCAGGCCCUGAGAAGACAAAGACAAGCCCACCACCAUCACAGUACAUGGAAUCUUAAAUGGCAAUGGCAAGCACAAGAAUAGUUUCAACUGGUGUUCCGUUCCAUGAAGACUGGUAGAAAUUGAAUGAGGACCUACCAGCAAGCAGAAGGUAACAGUUAGUUGCUCCAGUUAAUGUGAACAUGUACUUGGAUUUCAUCUUCUGAUCUAUUUUACAAAGUACAGUUAUUGUAUACCUGAGGUUGUCAUGUCAUGUAACAUAGACUGAUUCAUGAAUGGAAUCCAAUUUGUUUGAUCAGAUUGGAGUAGCGUAGUGCACAGGACUUUGUGGCAUGUUAGCUUCCUUGCUGCCUGUGGAUGCUAACUAUUCAAUGUGGACAGGCCAUGCCCCACAUACAAUUGCAGAUAUCUGAAUGAUAGCAAAUGGACCUUUGAGAGA